AGUGCAGAGGUAGGAGGUAUUUGGGGCGUGGCUUAAAUCAUAGGUGUGUGAGGAAGAGGUUGUUUCAGGUGUGUAAACGCGCACGUCGACACAGGAAGAACGACCGACAUUUGGAUUUAAAACUUGACUGAAAAUAUCCUUUUUGAAUUGAAAAAAGUGUUUAUUAACAUUGUAAGUUAAUUGAUUCACAACUUGAAAGAGAAACAAAGUGCAAACGAGGAGUUUUUCCGGGCGUGUUUGGAAGAUGUAUUCGGCCAGAUAUGAAUAUGACGGCCAUAAUGGCCGCAAUGAGCGAUUGGACUUCUUAACCAACAAAGAGAAGACACCAUCAAAGCGGAAAACUGGCAUCCUGAUCGGGGUUCUUGUGGGGUUUCUCAUCCUUGCGGCUAUUGCAGCAUUUCUCAUAUGGUUUUUUGCCUUUAAAGAUGCUGAUUCAGAAGCCACGCUUAGUAAGCAGCUCAGCCCAUCAACACAGGUCUUCAGUGGGCAUGUGAAGCUUGUUGAUGUGCCGUAUCACCAGAGUCUGGAAGAUACAGAGAGCAGUCAGUUUGAGGAUUUGGCGAACAAACUGGAGACAGCUCUGGGGAAAAACUACAAGAAUGAACCAUUCCUUGCAAAAUUCUACACAAAGUCUGUGGUCACUGCAUUCAGUGAGGGUGUGAUAGCCUACUACUGGUCCCAGUUUGAUAUUCCAGUUGAAGACCUGGAAAUCGUACCAGAGUUUGCAGAGGAGCGGAUGUUGGAGGCACUGGAGAAUGGGUUUAAGCAGCAACAAUUCAAGAUCAGUGAUGUCAGUGGUUCAUUCACAGAUCCUCGCAUGGCCAGGAACCCAAGAGCCAAUGAGUGUUUCUACCGUCUUGAGGCUGAAGAAAAGGCAUACACGUUUUCGUCACCAGGGUACCCCGUAGCCUACCCCCCGAGGUCACGGUGUCAGUGGCAAAUCCGGGCUUCAGAGAACAAUGUCAUAUCUGUCACUUUCACUUCUUUCCACAUCGAGGAUGACUGCUCUGAUGAUUUUGUCUCCAUCUUUGACUCUUUGAGUCCAGAUGAUUCUCAGGCCAUCACAGAGAAGUGUGGUCACAGGCCCCCCUCCAACCCUCUGGAGGUGGUGUCAUCCGGUAACAUCAUGCUGAUUAACAUGAUUACUGACAAUGUUGUCCAGAGGCCUGGCUUCCAGGCCCAGUAUAAAGCCAUCCCCAAGGCUCAAGCUAAAACUUGCGGUGGUGUCCUCACUACUGACAAAGGUGUGUUCACGUCACCACUUCACCCCAGCUUCUACCCUCCUGCCGUGGACUGCAAGUGGACCAUUGAGGUCCCUGCUGGGAAGAAGGUGCAGGUGAAGUUCACCAUGUUUCGCAUGAAAGAGCCUGGGGUGGACGUCCGUGUGUGUAACAAAGACUACGUAGAGGUUAUGGGCACCAAGUAUUGUGGAGAAGUGUCCUCUUUGGCCCUGACUAGUACCACCAACAUCCUCGAUGUGAUCUUCCACUCCGAUGAGUCCUACACUGACAAAGGCUUCAGGGCCGAGUACACGACCUACGAUCCUCAAAACCCUUGCCCCAUGAAGUUCGCCUGUAAUUCUGGCAUCUGCAUCUCCAAAGAACUGCAGUGUGAUGGCUGGAAUGACUGCGGUGAUAUGAGCGAUGAGAUGAAGUGCCAUUGUGGGAAGGAUCAGUUUGCCUGCGACAAUGGCCUAUGCAAACCAAAAUUCUGGGAGUGUGAUCGCGCCAAUGACUGUGGAGAUUGGAGCGACGAGAAGCGAUGCAGUUGCGACGAGAAUGAGUGGCGCUGCGGUGACGGGGCUUGUCUGCCUCAGGAUGUUGUGUGCGACACUAAAAAGGACUGUGCCGACGGAAGCGACGAGGCCUCUUGUAAAACCUCUCCGGGUAUCUGCUCCGACUUCAGCUUCAAGUGUCAGAACAAAGAAUGCGUCAACAAGGUGAAUGCCGAAUGCGACCGCGUCAAUGACUGUUCUGACAACUCGGAUGAGGCUGGCUGUGAUUGUGGCACCCGGCCCUAUAAGCUGAACCGAAUCGUAGGAGGGCAGAACGCUGAGCUGGGGGAGUGGCCCUGGCAGGUCAGUCUUCACUUCCUGACAUACGGGCAUGUUUGCGGAGCCUCAAUCCUAUCAAAUAAGUGGCUUCUUUCGGCGGCCCACUGCUUUGUCACCAGCAACCCAGCGAACCACGUUGCAUCUAACUGGCAGACCUACAGUGGCAUGCAGGACCAAUUCAAGCAAAAUGACAUACAGCGCCGCUCAUUGAAGAGGAUCAUCUCCCACCCAGAUUAUAACCAGAUGACCUUUGACUAUGACAUUGCUCUGCUGGAGCUCAGUGAGCCGCUGGAGUUCACCAACACCAUCCAACCCAUCUGCCUACCCUCUUCCUCCCACGUCUUCCCUGCAGGCAUGUCCUGCUGGGUCACAGGCUGGGGCACGCUCCGAGAAGGAGGUCAAAAGGCACAGGUGCUGCAGAAGGCCUCAGUGAAAAUUAUCAACGACACCGUGUGUAACGUAGUCACGGAGGGCCAAGUCACCUCCCGGAUGCUCUGCAGUGGAUUCUUGGCUGGAGGAGUUGACGCAUGCCAGGGAGACUCUGGAGGCCCCCUGGCGUGUUUCGAGGAGAGUGGGAAGUGGUUCCAGGCCGGUAUUGUGAGCUGGGGUGAGGGCUGUGCCCGUCGGAACAAGCCCGGUGUCUACUCGCGUGUCACCAAGCUGAGAGACUGGAUCAAGAAAGAGACAGAGAUUUGAUGAUGCUGUGAGGACCAGGGAGGGAUACAGAGCGGGGAACAAUGUCAACGUGCUAGAAAUAAUAGAGACAGGACAUUUGAGUCUGAUUCAAGGCUCUCUCAAGUCUCUAAAGAGAUUUAUUCAUUUAGCAGCAAGCAGACUGAAGAUACUGCUGCACGGACCCAGCUACUUACAUGAAUGACUUAAAGCACUUUAUUUGGUUGCCAACCCUAAUUUUUCCCAUUCCUCCCAUUCACUCACACACAUCGCCACACACACAUACAAACAGCAGUAACUCGCAUAGAAAUAUUUUCUGUAAAGUUUUUAGGUUUAAAUCAGCACAGCACUCACUGAAUAAACUACUUCAACUUUUAAAGAUGAAUGCAGAAUAGGAACUUUUUACAUUAUUUUUUUUAAAGUGUGCUUCUGAAUACAAUAUCCCUGCUUGAAAAAGUCAUUGUGUGUUUCCAAACAGGGGAGACACCUUUAUCGUUUUGGGCUGCAGUGAAUGUCAGUGGGCUCAUGCCGUAGAUAGCUAGGAGUUUUGGGUAUUUUAAACUACCCCUAAAUCUUAUUUUGUAGCGUAUUUGUUACAAAUGACCCGUAUACCAAAGCAUAGCAAAGGUUUUUAAAUUGAUUAACACAUUUUUUAUCCACCUAUCCACCUUUAUCCAUCUGUCGGCAGCCAUUAGUCUCAGUUCUUAUCAGUAAGGGGUAAACAUCAACUUGUGGAGUUGUGAUAACAGAAGUUAAGUCUGCAAGUCUGAAGUAGAUAAAAACUUUUAAAAGAGCAUGAUUAAAAACAUCUAUGCAGGGGCAUUUUCAUAUCAUACUAAAAUGUAUGAAACCCAGAAGCUGCCUGGAAGGUAGAAAAUGCAUUAAUCAAUCUAAAAGCCCACAGUUUGCUUUGGAAGAUGGCCAGCAGUAAUGUUAAGUAUACAAGAUUUGCAAUCGGUGAGCUGAAACAGGCAAAAACAGCAUCGUGGUCCCUGAAGAAAAUGUUGAUGUGAGACUGGAGUUAUGCUGAAGUUGUUUUAAGUUUUUGUUGAUUUGAACAGGGGUCCUAGAUCAGUAUUUCUAUUCCAUAUUUAUAGAUUCUUACAGGCCUUGCCUGGUCUGUGAAUGAUUUGCCAAAGUGUGAUAUUCGGAGCAGAGGAUUAGGAUUAGAUCCAGUUGGCUUUUGCACAGGUCUCUGGUUAAGCUCAGGGUGAUUGGGGUCUUCAGUCACACACCUACCUGAGAGCCAAAGCAAACCAACAGGGUUUUCACCAGCUGCCAGAGAACUGCAAUGAAUUCCUAUCCCUAUGAGAGUUUCCUCUCUUUAAACACGACCAACUCAAUCAACUUUUUAAUCCGAGAUUUAACUGGAUGUUUCUUUCACUCCAUUUCCCAUUUAUCUCUGACUUAUCCUGGAAAUAUUGUACCUUGGAUAAGCAAACCAAAGAUUUGCCAAAAUAUUAUUUAUUGAAGCGGAAAACAUUUAAGAAAACUUUGUUGGAUAUUGCUCGGUGGACUUUUUAUUUUUGGUUUUUAUUUUUAUUAAUUUUAUAGAGGUCUACAGUUAAACUAUGUAAGUGUAUUUCUCUGGCAGGGAGAGGUCACAAAUUGUAGAUAUUUUCAGGAGCCUUGUACACUGUGACUAUGAUUUGGAUUAUGGGCAUACUUUAUAGCCUCUGUGUGUGUUUCUGUAUGUUUUUUUUUAAUGUGUCACGAUAAUAAACAUCUUUUAUCUGAUUCCUCACUA
Messenger RNA from Larimichthys crocea (large yellow croaker), 4472 nucleotides. RefSeq names its product ST14 transmembrane serine protease matriptase (gene st14). The transcript is spliced from 19 exons. NCBI's taxonomy places the organism in Eukaryota, Metazoa, Chordata, Actinopteri, Sciaenidae. The record is from RefSeq and is a predicted model, not a curated record. Gene Ontology annotation, molecular function: serine-type endopeptidase activity; protein binding. Gene Ontology annotation, biological process: proteolysis. The coding region runs from base 245 to 2749 and encodes 834 amino acids.